Amphibalanus amphitrite is the source of this 3182-nucleotide messenger RNA. Its product is annotated as DET1 homolog. Gene Ontology annotation, biological process: protein ubiquitination; positive regulation of proteasomal ubiquitin-dependent protein catabolic process. Gene Ontology annotation, cellular component: nucleus; cullin-RING ubiquitin ligase complex. The record is from RefSeq and is a predicted model, not a curated record. The transcript is spliced from 6 exons. Gene Ontology annotation, molecular function: ubiquitin-like ligase-substrate adaptor activity; ubiquitin protein ligase binding. NCBI's taxonomy places the organism in Eukaryota, Metazoa, Arthropoda, Thecostraca, Balanomorpha, Balanidae. Bases 311 to 1966 code for a protein of 551 amino acids.
UUUUGAUUUGGAUUGUGCAAGACCAACACAUUACACAGGGUGCAACUUGGUGCAACAGUUGCAAGACUGUAUGAAAACAGUUGCGACAUAUUGAAAAUUGUAAAUUUGUUGACCCGAAUCAUGUCAAUGUUUUAAUGUGAGUAGAUACCUUCUGACUUUCCAGGAUUUUCUUCAGCACUUCAUAUUCAAGAUUUUGAAGGUUUUGAUUGAGCUGUGAGCAUGUAGCAAGCUGAUGACACAUCAGCACUAACUCAUUGUCUUCCCUGCUAGAUCCAGUAUUCCCUGAACAAGAGUCAUUCUACCAGCAAGCAUGGCCUCAGAUGCUGACUUUCUGCGCCCACGCCGGCUCCAGCCACAGAACCUGCCGACCAAGCUGUUUCUGCGCGAGAUCGGUGGGCAGCGUCCGCGGCGCCCCUACCGCUGCCACCGCACCUUCUACCUCAACGUUUACCCCAACUUCACAGUGCAGGCUGUGGAGAAGCCGGCCUGCACGCUGCGCAAGUUCACGCCGGACGGCCGGCACAUCAUCGCCAUCUCGGGUGACCAGCAGAGCGUGGAGGUGUACCGGUACAACGGCGCGUCGGCGGCGGCCGCGCUGCUGGCCGGCCGCUCCGGGGACCUGCUGGCCAACUCGGACCCGCAGGCGGAGACGGCGCGUCGCCUGCUCUUUGCCAGCUUCUUCACGCUGCUGCGCAGUGUGCGCGUGGCGCCGCAGGGAGAGAAUCUGAACCGCGAGUGCUCGCUGUUCACCGAUGACGGUGUGCACGUGAUCGUCGGCUCGGCGAUGGUGACGGACGCGCACGAGCAGGAGACGGCCAUGUCGUCGUCUCGCACCAACGAGUGGGUAGCGCCCGGCGCGCGGACACCCCUCGAGAACUACUCCCUCCUAGUGGUGGACAUCGGCCGCGGCGAGCUGCGAGACACGAUCCACUUCAAGCGCGACAAGAUUUUCACGUCGCACAACCAGGGUCUGUACCUGUACGGCGACACGCUGGCGGUGCUCUCCGUGCAGCACCAGACGAUCCACAUCUACAACGUGACCGAGGGCGGCUCCAUCAUACCCAUCCGCACCGUCGGACGCUUCUGCUUCGACGACGACGAGCUCUUCUACCAGUCGACGGCGCCGACGGCCGACAUCCGGCCGCCCGGCAGCGAGAAGUUCAUCUGCGGCCUGAAGCACCGUCUGCUGGUGUUUUUGUACCACCGGGCCGUGCGGAUCAGCGAGCAGGAGGGUUCACCAUACGAGCUGAGACGCUUCUACCUCUACUUCAACCGGUUCCGCUCGCUGAGGAUGUGGAAGAUGCAGCUGCUCGACUCGCACCACCUGCUGAUCCGAUACGCCAGUGAGGAGGUGGUGACGUUUCGCGUGGAGCACAACCAGCAGCCGUCCGUGUUCGUGGUGUACAACAUGGACACGAGUCGCGUGUUGGCGGUCUACGAGAACACCUCUCAGCAGCUGCUCUACCUGUACGAGAACUUUUGCGACAACUUCCGCAACGCGCGCCUCUCGGUGGACAGCCGCUACACGUGCUCACCGUCCAACAACAUCUACGCCAGGCACGUGCAGGCUCGGUUCCGUCACACGAUCGAGUCGGCCCGCCACGGCAGUCAGCUGGAGGCCACGCGGCGACUGCUGGUCCAGCUGCCCAUCUCUGGCCAGUCGUACUCGUCCAGUCCGUACCUGGACAUGCAGCUGUUCAGCUACGACGAGAAGUGGGUGUCGGCCAUGGAGCGGCCCAAACCGUGCGGAGAACAGCCCAUCAGGUUUUACGCGCGCGACUCUGGACUGCUGCGGUUCCGGAUCCGUGCGGGGGUGAGCGGUCGGCCGCAGCCGCCGGCCGGCGCCGCCUCCCCCCAGCGGCUGGUGGCGUUCAUAUUCCACCCGACCGACCCGUUCGCCAUCAGUGUGCAGCGCACCAACGCCGAGUACGUGGUCAACUUCCACGUGCGCCACGCGCCCAGCUGACCGGAGCGCGGAGCGCGCCACGGUGGGCUCGGUGGGAGGAAGGGGACUGGGAGGGGAGUGGGCUGAGGGUACUCGGGGAGGGACAGGGACCCGCGGGGAGGGGAGUGAGGGAGGUGGGAUAGUGGUGGGUGCUCCUUGUGGGUGGGAAGGGGGAGUAACGUGGACUGGUUGGAAGGGAUCGUCGCACGAGGAAAGGAGAGGAAGGAAGAUGGAUUCGUGUGAGGUGUGCCGUAUGAGGGGAGGAGGGGGCGGAAGGCUCGGGAGGGCUGCCCCUGCUAUGGUAUGCCGCCCUGUGGUAUGGGAGAGAAGGGGGUGGAGGGGAGUGUCUCGAGGGGAGGGGAGGAGGCUGUUUCGCCAGAUGGAUGGGGCUGUGGGUUCAUGGGAGGAGGGUUUGUCGAACGGGGGAGACGGCAGGGGCGCUGGACUUUGGCAGAGUUUGCCGCGAGGGGAGGGGGAGGGAGGACUGGGAUUUCACCAGUUGGCAGCACCAAACUCGGGGAAGUCCUUACAGUACCACGAGGGGAAGUCCUUAUUGCUUGCAGGCUGUGAUCCCAGUAGAGGAUUUAUUGAUGCUAAAUGACGGUUAUAUGCAGACGACGGGUGAUACACACACUAAAUGCAUGGUCAUUAAGUUUUCUCUAGAAUCGAUCUUUGGAUGGUGGUUUCGGUAUGUUGUUAUGACGGCGCAGUGUUUUUCGUGAAGCAUGUUUGAGGCGUUUGAUUUUUUUAAAGUGUUUUUAUAUGAAAUGGAAAGCAAGUGUCGUCUCCAUUAUGCAGUGCAGUCAGCAGUGUUAUAUUGUACCUGAUGGUGGAGUGAGUCGUCGGAGCUCCUGCCAACAUAUGAUGGGUUCACUAUGCUACGUUUGUUACGAUAAACUAAGGAGUAAUGGCUACUGUGGUAUAAAAUGAACAGCCCAACUAUCCAGGGCGCAAAAUGACCAUUGUUGUUGGUGCACCCUAAAACCCAAUAAAUAAACAAGUCCAUCGAUCUAUAUUCUACCUUUUACUGAUAAACUAAUUAUAAAUUGGAAUAUCGGCAAACAGAUAAAAGGUCGCAUAAUGAAUAUUGUGAUCUUCAGCAAACGUAUUUUGUAUCUAUUUUUAUUAAAGAAGUGUUGAUAUUUUUAUCGUCUGCAUUAAACUCUUUCCAUUACGAAACAGCAGUGUUGGUGAAACCAUAUUAUGCCUAACCAGCUCUAAUAAAAUCAGUGCCUCG